Molecule: messenger RNA, 272 nt
Organism: Blastocystis hominis
Lineage: Eukaryota; Bigyra; Opalinata; Blastocystidae
Exons: 1
Coding region: 1-252 (83 amino acids)
Source: RefSeq, a predicted model, not a curated record
AUGGGAUAUGUGAGUACUUGGCCAAAUGCUAAAAUCAUUGGUAAAAAGUCAAUUUAUAAAGACGAAUCGAAGUCGAUUGAGCUGCCUGAAAUGAAGGUCGAAAAGUCGGUUGAGGAAGGAGUUGUUGCUCCUCAAACAACGGAAGAAGCGCCGAAAGUUGUUGCUUCAUCAGAAGAACAAAGUGGAGCUGCAAGUUCUGUUCCUGCUGAAACCAAACCUUCCGAGAACGAUCAAACACCCAACAAAGAAUAAGUUAACAUCGUUUAACUCCA